CCUCGCAGAUGAUUGGCUCUAAUAGACAAGGAUUCUCGGUCUCGUUUAGUAGCGUCCGGGCCUGCAUCUCGGCCUUGCGUCUUAACUAUAUGCCCGAGAUUUGUUGCCUAGAAUGCGUAUAGAUAUAGUAUCUUGUACCUUUCUACUCAAACCUCCCCCCCGUCUCUCCCAGUCUGUACACUGAGUGACUGAACAUGACGUCCGGACUCCUCGUCUCGCAACUCGCCCUCUACGCCCCCCUCACACUUCCAACCCUCUACCUCGUCUUCAGCCAUGGCCGCCACGGCCUCCUCGCCUGGCUCUACCUCCUCGCCUUCUGCGUUCUUCGCGUGACCGGGGCCGUCAUGGGCCUCCACAACCCGCAUAACACCGGCGCCCAGAUUAUAUCCAGUAUUGGGCUCUCACCGCUGCUGCUUUCAAUAGACGGGGUGUUGCAUGAGGCGAGAAUCUACUGUUUAUCCCCAAACAAGCGAACCGAAUGGACGUUCAUGGCGCUCAUCCAUGUCCUCGUGGCGACGGGGGUGGCAAUGGUUGGGGCUGGUGCAGGCGGGCUUCUGGGCGAUACGCCUAAGCCCAAUGAUUUAUCCAAUAUCAAGGUCGGCAUGGUGCUGUUGGAGGUUGCGUGGGGGGUGCUCGCUUUGUGGGGACUGUGGACUCGUUGCGAUGGGAGGGGUGCACCAGCGGGCUUGAUCGGGAGGGAGGGGUGGUUGCUCCUAACCGGCACCCUCCUCGCCCUUCCACUCGUCGAGAUAUCAGUGAUCUACAUACUUGUCGCGCAGAUCACCCAGCGCGCGGACCUAAAUCCGACGACAGGGAGUUUGGCGGUUCGUGUUGUGUUGGGGUUUCUUCCCGAGUUGCUCGCGGCGAUUGUUUUGGUUUUCGUUGGGAUUUUGACUAGGGGAGUGGGUGAAGUCGGUGCUGGUGCUGGUGAUGCUGGGCUGGGGCAUGCGCAUGGGCAUGAGCGCCGACACAGGCAUGCUCAUGGACAUGGAAGAAGGCGCUCGGGCUCGAAACAUGGCGCUCGGUUGCAUUCGAGGUCACGUUAGCCUUCGCCUUCAUUCGCUCUCUGCUGGGCGGAGCGGGCGAGGAGUAGUAUCGACAUGGGAGGUUAUCUCUUUCGUAUUCGUAUGGUACACUAUAUGCUCCAGCUGCAAAGCGCCAGACCGUUAUACAAUCAAGUCUGUCACGUGUAGAGACCGUGCUUCCUCCAUAUCAGUGGUCUCUUUGCAGGAUGCAUGCGGAGGCUUGCCUGGGGAUAGCUGAGCCAGUCUCAUGAAGGAAGAGGGAGGUUAACGAUAGAUGAGCCCCCAGAGAGUGAUCGAGAUAGAG
Messenger RNA from Aspergillus aculeatinus CBS 121060, 1329 nucleotides. RefSeq lists its product as uncharacterized. The coding region runs from base 195 to 1046 and encodes 283 amino acids. The record is from RefSeq and is a predicted model, not a curated record. NCBI's taxonomy places the organism in Eukaryota, Fungi, Ascomycota, Eurotiomycetes, Eurotiales, Aspergillaceae. The transcript is spliced from 3 exons.